AUGGAUAAGCAUUUCUGCUCCCAAUUUAUGUUUCUAGGCCUACUUUUAACCCCAUUCUUUCCAAAACUUGCACCUUUGCAUUUCACCACUCUAAGACCAAAUGCAACAGCAAGAGAAGUUGCCCAUGAAAAUGAAGUUGUUGCUUUGCUGAAGUGGAAAGCCAGCCUUGAUGUAAACAGCCAAUCACUCCUCUCAAGCUGGGAUUCGAAUGGAAGCAACCCUUGUAAUACUUGGAUCGGCAUUCGCUGCAAUAAGGCUGGAAGAGUUGGCUAUGUUGAGCUCAGUGAUUUUGGUUUAAGAGGUAGAUUGCAUGAUCUUGAUUUCUCAUCCUUGAACCAUGUAGUUUACCUUGACAUGUCUAAUAACUCUUUAUACGGCACCAUUCCCUCAAAUAUCGGUAACCUUUCUAAGCUCUACUAUCUUGAUCUGGCUCUCAACUUCCUUUUAGGACCGAUUCCACCAGAAAUAGGUUUACUAACAAAUGUUUGGUAUUUCAGCCUGUACCAUAAUAACAUCACAGGUUCGAUUCCCCAACAAAUUGGAUUACUAAGGACGCUUGUUACAUUUGACUUGGGAUUCAACUAUAUCACAGGAAUCAUUCCCAGCUUCAUUGGAAACCUCACUCAUCUCUACUUUCUUGCCCUGCCUAAUAAUGGGCUUUCAGGAUGCAUUCCUUCCACCAUUUUUUCAAACCUGACAAAUCUCCAGUAUUUGUAUCUCUACAGCAAUCAAUUAUCUGGUCCAAUCCCUGGUGAAGUUGGCAUGGUAAGGUCUCUUCGGGAUCUUGAGUUGGCCGACAACCAUCUAACUGGUCAAAUCCCAGCAUCUAUAGGGAAUUUGAGCAACUUAAUUGACCUAAUUCUUCGUGUAAACCAAUUAUCAGGACUCAUACCUGAAGAAAUUGGCAAGCUACACUCCAUGCUUGAUCUUGAAUUAGGUGCUAACAAUCUAGAGGGUAAUAUUCCCAGCUCCAUUGGCAAUUUGGGACGAUUGGAAUACUUGAGCCUUUACGACAAUAAGUUUACAGGCAAAAUCCUGAGUAGCCUGAAAAAUUGUACUAGGUUAUACAGAAUUGAUCUUAGAAGCAACGAAUUUUCUGAAAACAUAUCACAAAAUUUUGGCAUGUAUUCGAAUUUAAAUUACAUUGACUUGAGUGAUAAUAGUUUCUAUGGGGAACUGUCUGUAACAUGGGGUCAUUGUCGGAACUUGACUGGCUUCAAGGCCUCCAACAACAAUCUUUCAGGGAAGAUACCAGAUGAGAUAGGAGGGGCAUCUCAAUUGGAAGUGCUAGAUCUCUCCUCAAAUCGAUUAACUGGGAGAAUACCCCAAAUUUUUGUCAAGUUCAUUUCACUGUUGGACCUAAGGUUGAAUAACAACAAACUUUCAGGGGAUAUUCCAUCAACAAUUGGCAAGUUGUCUAAACUUCUACAUCUUAAUUUGGCCGAGAAUAACCUUAGUGGUCCAAUUCCCCCAGAAAUAGGAGAGUGCAAAGAGCUAUUGGACUCGAACCUGAGCCAAAAUGCACUUAAUGGAAAAAUUCCUUUCCAGAUUGGAGAAAUGAAUUCUCUGGAAACUCUCGAUCUCAGCCACAACAUGCUGAUUGGUGAGCUACCACAGCAGUUGGGAGAACUAAAGAGCUUUCAGAUAAUGAAUUUCUCACAUAAUGAGCUGUCAGGUUCGGUACCUUCAAGCUUUAGCCAAUGUUUGAGCUUGGUUUUGGUUAAUAUAUCGUACAACCAAUUGGAGGGUCCUCUUCCCAACAUUGCAGCAUUUCGGAAAGCCCCAUUUGAUGCCUUGAGGAAUAACAAAGAUUUGUGUGGCGAUGUUGCUGGCUUGAAAGCUUGCCCUCGAUCAGGAAGUAAUCAGGUCAACAAAAGCAGCAGCAAAGCAAAGACAAUGUUGAUUGUAUUUCCGACGCUGGGAACCAUGCUUUUCUGUGUUUUGCUUCUUUUUGUUGCACUAACACGUAAGAGCAGUAAAGCAAGAACUGAGUCCGGCUGUGACCGAAAUAAAGAUCCGUUUGCAAUAUGGAGCUUUGAUGGAAAGAUGGUGUAUAAAGACAUCGUCAAAGCAACAGAGGACUUCAGUGCCCACUACUGUAUUGGAGUAGGAGGAAAUGCAAGUGUUUUCGGGGCUGAAAUGCCAAAUGGUCAAAUUGUUGCCGUGAAAAAGCUCCAUACACAAGAAAAUAUUGGAUUGAGCAGUCCAGAAGGUUUUAGGAAUGAAAUACUUGCAUUAACGGAAAUAAGGCAUCGCAGUAUUGUGAAGCUUUAUGGAUUCUGUUCACAUGCACUGCAUUCAUUCUUGGUGUACGAAUUCUUGGAAGGAGGAAGCCUAUUAGACAGACUCAGUAGCGAUGAAAAGGCUAUGAAUUUGAAAUGGAUCACAAGGAUUAGAAUUCUUACAGAUGUAGCAAAUGCACUGUUCUAUAUGCAUCAUGACUGCUCACCUCCCAUAAUCCAUCGAGACAUAUCAAGCAAGAAUGUGUUGUUAGACUCUGAAAACGUGGCUCACAUCUCUGAUUUUGGCUGUGCAAGGUUCUUGAAACCUCACUCAUCUAAUUGGACAACAUUUGCUGGAACCUAUGGUUAUGCAGCUCCAGAACUUGCUUACACAAUGGAAGUCACUGAGAAAUGUGAUGUAUAUAGUUUUGGAGUUCUAGCCCUUGAAGUGAUUGUGGGGAAGCAUCCAAGCGACCUAAUUUCCAUUUUACUAUCAACACCAUCAUCAAUGCCAAAGCCAAAAUCUCUUGACAUAAUGCUGAAAGACGUCUUGGACAAAAGAAUUCCUCCACCUACCCUACAAGAGGCUGAAGAUGUGGUACUAGCUGCAAAACUAGCAAUUGCAUGUGUUCAUACAAGUCCCCAGUUUCGGCCGACGAUGCAACAAGUUUCUGGACACAUAUCAAGAAAAAAAUCAGCUUCCAAGAGCCUGUCCCUUGUUACACUAAGUGAACUGUUAUAUUCCUGA
This is a messenger RNA of Coffea eugenioides, 2970 nucleotides long. Its product is annotated as MDIS1-interacting receptor like kinase 2-like. Gene Ontology annotation, molecular function: ATP binding; protein kinase activity; protein binding. Lineage: Eukaryota; Viridiplantae; Streptophyta; Magnoliopsida; Gentianales; Rubiaceae. The record is from RefSeq and is a predicted model, not a curated record. The coding region runs from base 1 to 2970 and encodes 989 amino acids. Gene Ontology annotation, cellular component: plasma membrane. Gene Ontology annotation, biological process: hormone-mediated signaling pathway; protein phosphorylation. The transcript is spliced from 2 exons.